Messenger RNA from Eremothecium cymbalariae DBVPG#7215, 1296 nucleotides. It is a transcript of the gene PZF1, whose product is annotated as Pzf1p. Gene Ontology annotation, cellular component: nucleus. Gene Ontology annotation, biological process: regulation of transcription by RNA polymerase II. Bases 1 to 1296 code for a protein of 431 amino acids. The transcript has a single exon. The record is from RefSeq and is a predicted model, not a curated record. Lineage: Eukaryota; Fungi; Ascomycota; Saccharomycetes; Saccharomycetales; Saccharomycetaceae. Gene Ontology annotation, molecular function: DNA-binding transcription factor activity, RNA polymerase II-specific; RNA polymerase II transcription regulatory region sequence-specific DNA binding.
AUGGAUGCCAGUGAGCUUUUAGGGGGGUUCACGGAUAUUCCUCUAAAGGAGAUACGAGAUAUUACACUUUCAAGGUCAAGUUCAGCUACUAGUUUGUAUUCUUUGUCGAGCGUGCUUUCAACUAGUUCAUCUUGCAGAAGAAAGAACUACUUCUGUGAUUACGAGGGCUGUGACAAGUCAUUUAAUAGACCUUCUUUGCUCACAGAGCAUCAAGUAUCUGUUCAUCAGGGUAUUAAACCAUACAAAUGCACUGAAUGUGACCGAGCAUUUGUUAAGAAAUCUCAUUUAGAGCGACAUUUCUUCUCCCAUUCAGAUAAAAAGCCAUUUUCAUGUUCUAAAUGUGGGAAAGGUGUAACGACUAGGCAGCAGUUGGCACGGCAUGAAAUUACGCAUACGAAAUCGUUUGUUUGUACCUGGGAAGGCUGUAAUCAGGCUUUUUACAAACAUCCACAACUGAGGUCCCACGUACUAUCAGUACAUGAGAAGACAUUGACCUGUGGGCAUUGCAGCAAAACUUUCCAAAGGCCUUACCGUUUGAAAAAUCACAUAUCGAAGCACCAUAAUCCGAAUUGUGAAACUAAAUACCAAUGCAACUUCCCGUUGUGUACUAAAGCGUUCAAAACAUGGUCGACCUUGCAGCAACAUAUUAAGGAUGAUCAUCCAAAACUUCCAUGUGCUAUUUGUGGGAAGCAGUGUGUUGGUGAAGUGGGGUUAUCGAUGCAUAUGACCAUUCAUGAUGAAUCUUUGGUGUUAAAAAACUGGAAAUGUUCAGUAUGCAGUGAUCUCAGUUUUGCCAAGAAGGCUGAUUUAUUGGCUCAUUACAUGGAUUCACAUAAAAAUGAGAUUCCUUCAGAAAUUUUGGAACCCCAGAUAGAGGAUCAUCCAAUGGCAGAUAUAGAACCACCUAAUAGUAUAAAUGUUGAACAUAUUAAAAAUGAUAACGGCGAUUUAUCACUUCGCAAGCCUAAGAGAAAGCGACAGAUGUCUGAACUGGCCAGCAUUUCUAAUGAAGUUAAAGUGAUGAAAUUUAUUGAGUCAGGGCGUUCUGCAUUAACUCUUUUGUUAAAUACUGCAGGUAAAAAGUGGGUUUGUCCUUACCUUGGAUGCAGCCGGGUAUUUAAAUCUGUGGAUAAAUAUGAAACUCAUACCAGCAAGCACAAAAUCCAUGAGUUGAAGAUGAAGCUCUUAGAAGACAAGAAAAAUGGUUUCAAGGUUAUAGAAGCUGAAAAAAACAGUAAGAAGGCAACUGCGGGCGGAGCUUCUUCUGAGAACGCAACUCAUAACGACUAUUCGUAA